UAAAAAAAAAUAUCUUCAGCGACUCCCGCCUCCGGGCUGUGGGCUCUCUCGGCUGCUGGGUUCUCCUUCCCUGCUUUUUUCUUGGAUGCAGCUCGAUGGUAAUCUGAACGAAGCAACAUGAGGCUGCGAGACUUUCUACUCACUUUGCUGCUCCUGGCCGGCUUCCUGGGGGGGGGGUCAUACGCUCAGCAGCGUGUGAGCCCGAUCUCCACACGAGUCUCAAGUGCAGAAGACUGCCCUGUGGACCUGUUCUUUGUCCUGGACACCUCGGAGAGCGUCGCCCUGAGGGUGAAGCCCUUUGGGGACCUGGUUACCCAAGUGAAAGAUUUCACCAACCGGUUCAUUGAUAAGCUGACCAAUAGGUACUACCGCUGCGACCGCAACCUGGUGUGGAACGCGGGGGCUCUGCACUACAGCGAUGAGGUCGUGCUCAUCAAGAGCCUCACCCCGAUGCCCAGCGGCCAGAGCGAGCUGAAGAACCGCGUCUCGGCUGUGAACUACAUCGGGAAGGGCACCUACACCGACUGCGCCAUAAAGCGGGGUAUCGAGGAGCUGCUCAUCAGUGGUUCCCAUCACAAGGAGAAUAAAUACCUGAUUGUGGUGACUGAUGGACAUCCCUUGGAAGGUUACAAGGAGCCCUGUGGAGGCCUGGAUGAUGCUGCCAAUGAAGCCAAACAUUUGGGGAUCAAAGUGUUCUCUGUUGCCAUCUCUCCCAAUCACCUGGACCAGCGGCUCAACAUCAUCGCCACAGACCACGCCUACCGCCGCAACUUCACCGCCACCAGCCUGAAGCCAACGCGGGAGCUUGAUGUGGAGGAAACCAUCAACACCAUCAUCAACAUGAUUAAACUUAACACAGAGCAAUCGUGCUGCUCCUUUGAGUGCCAGCCUCCUCAAGGGCCCCCUGGACCACCUGGUGACCCAGGCCAUGAGGGAGAAAGAGGCAAGCCAGGUCUUCCUGGCCAGAAAGGAGAAGCUGGAAGCCCAGGCAAACCAGGGGACAUGGGACCUGUUGGCUACCAAGGAAUGAAGGGUGACAAAGGAAGCCGAGGAGAAAAGGGCUCAAGAGGAGCCAAAGGAGCCAAGGGUGAGAAAGGCAGGCGUGGAAUCGAUGGCAUCGAUGGCAUGAAGGGUGAAGCUGGAUACCCUGGAUUACCUGGAUGCAAAGGCUCACCUGGAUUCGACGGAGCUCAAGGCCCACCUGGACCGAAAGGAGAUCCUGGUGCUUAUGGACCCAAGGGAGGAAAGGGGGAGCCUGGGAAUGACGGAAAACCUGGCCGACAGGGGAUUCCCGGCAGCCCUGGAGAGAAGGGCGCUAGAGGGAACCAAGGUGAGCCUGGACCAGUAGGAGAGACUGGUGAUGAGGGUGCUCCAGGUGCAGAUGGUCCUCCAGGAGAACGGGGCAGCAAUGGAGAAAGAGGAGCACCAGGCUCGCCGGGUGACCGCGGGCUGAGAGGAGAGCCGGGAGAACCUGGACCACCUGGUGACCAAGGGCGAGAAGGACCCCUCGGACCACCUGGUGACCAGGGUGAACCUGGACCCCCAGGACCCAAAGGCUACAGGGGAGAUGACGGCCCCCGUGGCAACGAGGGCCCAAAGGGAUCACCUGGAGCACCUGGGCUGCCUGGAGAACCUGGUCUGAUGGGAGAAAGGGGAGAGGAUGGCCCUCCUGGGAAUGGCACAAUUGGAUUCAUAGGUGCCCCAGGGCAACCAGGAGACAGAGGUGACCCUGGCAUUAAUGGAACAAAAGGCUAUGUUGGACUUAAAGGUGAUGAAGGAGAAGCUGGAGAUCCUGGCAACGAUAACCCAAACCCUGGCCCCAGGGGCAUCAAAGGAGCGAAGGGCUACAGGGGACCCGAAGGUCUCCCGGGACCACCAGGACCUGUGGGGCCUCUGGGACCAGAUGAAUGUGAAAUCUUGGACAUCAUCAUGAAGAUGUGCUCUUGCUGUGAGUGCACCUGUGGUCCCGUCGACCUCCUCUUUGUGUUGGACAGCUCGGAGAGCAUUGGCCUGCAGAACUUCCAGAUUGCCAAGGACUUCAUCAUCAAAGUCAUCGACCGCCUGAGCAAGGACGAGCGGGUCAAGUUUGAACCCGGGGAGUCCCGUGUGGGCGUUGUGCAGUACAGCCAUGACAACACACAGGAGCUGGUGGCCAUGGGGGAUGCCAACAUAGACAACAUCGGGGCGCUCAAACAGGCAGUCAAGAACCUGAACUGGAUAGCUGGGGGGACCUACACUGGAGAAGCCCUGCAGUUCACCAAAGACAACCUGCUGCGGAGAUUCACCUCUGACAAGCGCGUCGCCAUCGUCAUCACAGACGGACGCUCCGACACACUGCGGGACCCCACCCCACUCAACUCCCUGUGCGAUGUCACCCCGGUGGUUUCCCUUGGGAUAGGUGACAUUUUCCGGAACCCUCCAAAUCCAGAUCACCUGAAUGACAUUGCUUGUUUAAGCAGACCAACCAGGCCAGGACUGUCCAUUCAAAGGGACAAUUAUGCUGAGCUCCUGGAUGACACCUUCCUGCAGAACAUCACCUCAUACGUCUGCCAAGAGAAGAAAUGUCCUGACUACACCUGCCCAAUCACCUUCACCAGUCCAGCGGACAUCACACUGCUGGUGGACAGCUCCACCAGCGUGGGAAGCAAGAACUUUGAGACCACCAAGAAGUUCGUGAAGCGGCUGGCGGAGCGGUUCCUGGAGGCUGGCAAGCCCGCCGAUGACUCCGUGCGCGUCUCAGUGGUGCAGUACAGCAGCAGCAACCAGCAGAGAGUGGAAGCUCAGUUCCAACACAACUACACGGUCAUUGCCAAAGCCAUUGACAACAUGGAGUUCAUGAAUGACGCCACAGACGUCAAUGCUGCUCUGCAGUACAUCACGCUGAUGUACCAGCGGUCCGCCCGCGCCGGGGCCAAGAAGAGGGUGCUGGUGUUUUCUGACGGACACUCCCAAGGGAUCACCGCGAGUGCCAUUGAGAGAGCUGUGCAGGAAGCCCAGCGGGCUGGCAUUGAGAUCUAUGUGCUGGCAGUGGGCAGCCAAGCCAACGAGCCCAACAUCCGUGUCCUGGUCACGGGGAAGAGCGCAGAUUACGACGUGGUCUAUGGGGAGCGCCACCUCUUCCGUGUGCCCGACUAUACCUCUCUGCUGCGUGGCGUCUUCUACCAAACUGUCUCCAGGAAGAUAGCUGUUGACUGAGCAUAUGGGUGGGUUUCUGCCAAGGCCAUAGCGUCUUCUGUCUUGCCCAAAAAAGGAAAACCAAAAAAAACCAAACCAAAACAAUACAAAAAAAAUUUAACAGUGUUUUUGACCAAUGUGAAGAAUUUGCAUCUAUGCAGAUAACCACAAUGCCACAGCCUGGCUCUACAUAGUCCCCUUCCUUCUCCCCCUGCUUCAUCACCUGUGUCUCUUCUCUGUUAGCCUCAAACUUCCCUCACUGCCUAUGACUGCCCUCCCUCCCCAGAAGUACACCUAGCAAUAAACCAUCAGAAAACAAAUACCUCAUCCCACUGUGUCAAGAAAGAACCAAGAUGAGGAAUUUGUACCACUAAGAACCAGCCUGGUCUCUUGAGGCUUAUUAUGCUCUUUUCAUAUACUUUUUUUUUAAUUGUUUUAAUUUCCUUCUCUGUUUCAUACAUCAGUUGAGCCAUUGCCCAUCUCACAAUGAUCCUAACCUAA
This is a messenger RNA of Pipra filicauda (Wire-tailed manakin), 3675 nucleotides long. RefSeq names its product collagen type VI alpha 1 chain (gene COL6A1). The record is from RefSeq and is a predicted model, not a curated record. NCBI's taxonomy places the organism in Eukaryota, Metazoa, Chordata, Aves, Passeriformes, Pipridae. The transcript has 35 exons. The coding region runs from base 118 to 3195 and encodes 1025 amino acids.